Molecule: messenger RNA, 1459 nt
Organism: Syzygium oleosum
Lineage: Eukaryota; Viridiplantae; Streptophyta; Magnoliopsida; Myrtales; Myrtaceae
Product: elongation factor Ts, mitochondrial
Exons: 7
Coding region: 132-1235 (367 amino acids)
Biological process (GO): mitochondrial translational elongation
Cellular component (GO): mitochondrial matrix
Molecular function (GO): translation elongation factor activity; protein binding
Source: RefSeq, a predicted model, not a curated record
CGCCGUCGUCUUCUUCGACCUCGGCUACAGCUUCCAUCGCCAUAUUUGCAAGAGCCUCGGCAGCACACUCUCGCACUGGUAGCGGUAGGGUUUUGCAGAUCGUUUCGCGUCUCCUCUCAUCAGUUAGGAAAAUGGCGCUGCUAAGGAGCGCGGCGAGGACUCCGCUCGGGAACGCCCUGUGCAAGCGGCUGCUGGGGGGCGGCGUCGUGGUCGACAGAGGGUUCGGCGCCGUCGCCGGCGUCGGCGUCGGCGCCGCGGAGCAGAUGAAUCUGAUCCGGCAGCUGAGGGAGAGGACGAGCGCUCCGAUAAAAGAGGUGAAGUCCGCUUUGGUCGAUUGCCAGUGGGACAUCGAGGCUGCCCAGAAGGAGCUCAGGAAGAGAGGGCAGGUGGUGGCGUCGAAGAAGUCCUCGCGGACCGCGGCGGAGGGUUUGCUGGCUCUCGCGCGGAGCGAGGGCAGGGCCGCCGUCAUCGAGCUCAACUGCGAGACCGACUUUGUCGCUAGAAACGAGAUCUUUCAGUAUUUGGCCUUGGCUUUGGCGAAGCAAGCUUUGCUGGUGGAAAAUCCUUCUGACAAAGUUUCUGGGAUCUAUCACAUGGGACCUGAGCACUUGGAGGGCUUGAAGUUAAAGCUCGAGCAUCCAAAAAUCAGUGGAGAAACAACUGUUCAGAAUGCAAUUACAGAAGUGGCUGCAAUUAUGGGAGAGAAUGUAAAAUUUAGAAGAGGUUAUGCCAUGUGUGCUUCUUCACACGGUGUUCUUUCCACAUAUCUUCAUACCAGUCCCCAGCCAGGUUUAGGCCGUAUUGCUGGAAUUUUGUCUCUUGAAGUUGAAGACGAGAACUUACAACUUGAUGCGCUCCAACAAGUUGGUUCAGAAUUGGCAAUGCAUAUUGUGGCUUCCAAGCCUUUGUUUUUGACUAAGGAACUUGUCGCAUCUGGUGCAUUAGAAAGCGAACGGGAAAUCCUGAAAUCUCAGGCAGAAACUUCAGGGAAAUCUCAGAUGGCCAUAGACAAGAUGGUUGAAGGUCGUCUACGCAAAUACAUGGAGGAAGUGGUACUUAUGGAGCAAAAGUUUGUUGUGAAUGAUAGUAUAAAUGUGAAGACUUUGAUAGGCAAUCUGUCGAAGGAAGUGGGAUCCUCAGUGAAGAUUGGAAACUUUUUCAGAAUGGAAGUUGGAGAAGGAAUUCAGAGGAAUGAAGCAUCGAGUGUACCUGAACCUGUGGCUCAAGCUGUGUAAUACGGGGGAAUGCUCUCAACAGAAUCUAAUGGAUGCAACACGUCACUGCAAAUUGAAGAUCCUCAAUUAGUUUCUUUCUGUGUGCAACGGGCAUAAUUAUUUGAGAGGCAGAGCUUCACUGAAAAGGUUGUGUUGUGAGCUUUCCUCAUUUUUCAUUUACUACCAUGAGAUUUGUUAAAAAUGCAGAGUAAUAAAACGGUGUAGUAGAUUCAUAGUUGCUCCAA